AUGGCAGGUGACCCCACGAAACAUAACCAUAAUCUGUAUUGCGAAUAUCACCAAGAGCCGGGCCACACCACCAAUGACUGUAGGAAUCUGAAAAACCGCUUAGACUGGCUGGUCCGAGAAGGAAAGCUGAGACACCUCUUGCAUCAUCCUGUUGGACUGCAGGAGCAGUCGAACGUCGAAACAAGGCAAACCACAUUGAGGCCACCUAUUGGCACAAUAAAUGUCAUUCUUGCCGUACCAGGAAGAACCGGCUCCCAUCCUUUCAGAUUGAUGUCGGUGGCCCGACUCCCCGUUGAAGCUGACGACCGGGAAUCCAAGAGGGCUAAAGGGAUGGCCACGCCCCUAAUCGGAUUCUCAGAUGAGGAUAAACUUGGAACCCUUCAGCCCCACGAUGAUGCUCUAGUCGUCACGCUCAGGAUUGGGGGAUAUGACGUGAAGAGGGUGCUAAUCGAUCAGGGCAGCGCCAUGAAAGUAAUGUACCCCAACUUGUACAAGGGGCUGAAGCUGAAACCAAGGACUUGA
This is a messenger RNA of Quercus robur (English oak), 522 nucleotides long. RefSeq lists its product as uncharacterized. Bases 1 to 522 code for a protein of 173 amino acids. The record is from RefSeq and is a predicted model, not a curated record. NCBI's taxonomy places the organism in Eukaryota, Viridiplantae, Streptophyta, Magnoliopsida, Fagales, Fagaceae. The transcript has a single exon.